This is a messenger RNA of Rotaria sp. Silwood2, 627 nucleotides long. Lineage: Eukaryota; Metazoa; Rotifera; Eurotatoria; Philodinida; Philodinidae. The record is from the annotation of a GenBank genome assembly.
AUGAAUUAUUCACCGCAAAGUGAUAUUAAUCGACAAGAAAAUAUAUUUGAUUCACCGAAUUUUAUCGAUUUUAUUAACAAAACAUUACAUUCACAAGAAUAUCCUCGACUAGCAACAACAAGAAAAUUAACAAAUAUGAAUGAAAAAAAACGUUUCACAUUAGGAAUAAUUCAAUUAAGUCUUAUUACAUCCGAUAAUCAUUUAACAUUAAAAGUCUUACAAGUCAAAGGUAUUUAUUCAUGUUUAUCAAAUAUUUUUGUUAAAAUGACACUUAUACCUGAUCGAAAACCAUUAGAAUGUCAUACUCGUAUUGUACCAAAUAUAAAUAGUUCAGGAAUAUUUAAUGAAAAAUUUACAUUUGAAAUUAAUGAUGAUGAUAUACAUAAACGUUUAUGUUUUUCUGUAUAUAAUUAUGAACAAGAAAAAAAUCAAAUAAAUUUUCAAGGUUGUUUAUCAUUUGGAAUACGAAAUACAUUAAAAAAACAAAAAAUUCGUGGUUGGUUUUAUUUAUUACCUGAAGAUAUUGGUGAAUUACGUCAUAAACAAGUAUCACAUCAUGAUGAAAAACAAGUAACAAAAAUAAAUCGAGAUAUUGCAGAUCUAAAAGAAUAUCAAAAGCUAAUCUGA